Gadus macrocephalus (Pacific cod) is the source of this 1741-nucleotide messenger RNA. RefSeq names its product elastin-like. Lineage: Eukaryota; Metazoa; Chordata; Actinopteri; Gadiformes; Gadidae. The transcript is spliced from 2 exons. Bases 58 to 1509 code for a protein of 483 amino acids. The record is from RefSeq and is a predicted model, not a curated record.
GGCUUAGGACAUGCGUCGGUACGGAAGGCUAGGUGGUAGGAGGAAGCAGACGACACAAUGGCAGAAGAAACCCUCGGUGCAUUAGCCAUAGCGAAGAUCGCCCUAGCGGGCGCCGCGGCAGGGUUUGCCUUGGGGGACGCGGCGCUGAUGGCGGUGGACCCUGGCCUGAUCGCCGACGGCCCUCUGGGCAGCGCCACGGGCCUGGCCAUGGUGGCGGGCAAGGUGGGCUCCACGGGCGUGGCCGGCGUGAUGGCGAGCCUCGUGUUCGCCGCCACCUUCUUCUCCCUGGGCUUCGGCUUCAACCUCGCCUCCCUGCUGAUGUCCACCCUGGCGCGGUGCGGCACGCCACACGACGGCCGUCUGACGGACGGCGCGGCCGGAGCCUUCACCGCCGUGGGGGCGGUGGCGGCCGGCUUACUGGGCGGCCUGGCCCCAGCGUGGUGCCUCCUGGGGGCCGGGUGCAUGCUGGUGCUGUCGACGUACGUCCGGACGGACGUGAACGAGACGGCCACCGCCCUGCUGGUCAUCUACGUCACGCUGCACGCCAACGCCGUGCUGGGCCGCAUGGGCGUCCUGCUGGGGCUGUUCGCCACGGCCAUGAGCGUCUCGUUCAUCGUGGGCCUCCGCAAGUUCCUGAGGCAGCGCUGGGCGCCCCCGCCGCCGUCGGACCGCCGGCCCGGCGGCCUGCUGGGGAAGCUGUCGCUGAGCGUGGUGGUCGUGGCCUUUCUGGGCUUCCCCAUCGGCCUGGGCAUCGGCGGGAAACCCGUGGUCGAGGCGGGCGCCGAUGGAGCUGCGGCGGCGGCGGCGGGCGGGGAGGCGGAGGUGGCGUUGCUGCUGGAGGCGGUGUUCUGGGUGGGGGUCCUAUUCGCCCCCCUGCUGGGCGCCUCCCUGGGCACCAUGGGCGCCGUGGGCCUGGGGACCAAGGGCGCGGCCCGCACGGCCAUGGCGGCGGCGGCGGCGUCCUGCCUCGCCCUGGGCGUGGUCCUCCCGGCCUGCACGGGGGCGGGGUCCCGCAGCUGCCUGGGGGGGAUCCUGGGGGCGGCGGCGGCCACGGGGCUGGCCCUGGCGGCGUCCCGCGUGGCGUUGAAGGCGGAGCACCGGGCCACCAACGUGGUCCACGGCGCCGUGGUCGCCGGGGUGAUGCUGGGCGUGGGGUACGCGUCGUGGUCGUCGGCGGCGCCGUGGUGCCAGCUCCUGGCGUCGGCCCUCACCGUGUCCCUCGUCGCCACCAUGGCGUUCUUCUGCGGGGCCCCCAGGAGCCCCUUUAACCUGCAGUACGGGCCGGGCACGGGCGCAGACCUGAUGAGGCAGCUCGGCAAGGAGACGGUUUCCACGGGAGCGGCGCCGUUCGGGGCCGGGGCCCUCGGGGCCGCCGCGCUGGGCACGGCGGCCCUCGGGAGCCUGGGGGCGGUGGGCGUGGCCAUCGCCGUCGCGCUGGCGCUCGGAAAGACUCUGAAGAGCAUGGCGGAGCAGCCGGUGAAGGCUGCGGCGGCCACGCACGACGACUGAGGGACGGGCGGACGGUUGGGCUGUUGGGACUGGAACGAACCAAUAGGUCUGAGAAUGAGGGGGAGACCACGCACUUGUUAAACGCACGGUCGCACUCACACACACAAUAUUUGUGUUUGAUUGUUUGUUUGUCUUUGUGACGAUGCAUGUACACGCUUUUAAGCUUUAAUUUGUUUUCAAAUAAAAUUAUUAUUGUUAUUCUUCACGUGAGAAUAAACGAAAAAGAAGGAAA